This is a messenger RNA of Arabidopsis thaliana (thale cress), 1435 nucleotides long. Its product is annotated as NAD(P)-binding Rossmann-fold superfamily protein. Gene Ontology annotation, cellular component: chloroplast. The coding region runs from base 47 to 1015 and encodes 322 amino acids. The record is from RefSeq and is marked reviewed. NCBI's taxonomy places the organism in Eukaryota, Viridiplantae, Streptophyta, Magnoliopsida, Brassicales, Brassicaceae. The transcript has 5 exons. Gene Ontology annotation, molecular function: oxidoreductase activity.
CUCUGACUCAUUUGAAAAGCUGAAACAUAAACUCUGCUCUGCAUAAAUGGUGCUUGACAUGGCUUCUCACUUGUACACAAAUCCACCUCAAAACCUUCACUUUAUUUCUUCUUCUUCUUCCCUUAAACCUCAUUUAUGCCUCUCUUUCAAACGCAUAAACCCUAAACACAAAUCCUCUUCCUCUUCCGUCUUCGUCCCUUACGCAUCACAGAGUUCCAUUGCCAUUACCUCCAAGGAAAGAUGGUCUCUCAAUGGAAUGUCUGCUCUUGUCACCGGCGGCACUCGUGGAAUUGGGCGUGCGAUUGUGGAGGAAUUGGCUGGUCUUGGAGCAGAAGUUCACACUUGCGCUCGGAAUGAGUACGAGCUGGAGAAUUGUUUGAGUGAUUGGAACCGUUCUGGUUUUCGAGUUGCUGGAUCCGUUUGCGAUGUCUCUGAUCGAUCUCAGAGAGAGGCUUUGAUGGAGACCGUGUCAUCUGUGUUUGAAGGGAAGCUUCAUAUCCUUGUAAACAAUGUUGGGACGAACAUUAGGAAACCAAUGGUAGAGUUUACUGCUGGAGAAUUUUCGACUCUGAUGUCUACGAAUUUCGAAUCGGUUUUCCAUUUAUGUCAACUUGCUUAUCCAUUGCUUAGAGAAUCUAAAGCUGGAAGUGUUGUGUUCAUCUCUUCUGUUUCUGGUUUUGUUUCCCUCAAGAAUAUGUCGGUCCAAUCUUCAACCAAAGGAGCAAUUAAUCAACUUACGAGAAGUCUGGCUUGCGAGUGGGCCAAAGACAAUAUAAGGAUCAAUGCUGUUGCCCCGUGGUAUAUCAAAACAUCUAUGGUGGAGCAAGUCCUUAGCAACAAAGAGUACCUAGAAGAAGUCUACUCAGUAACUCCUCUUGGUCGACUUGGCGAACCGAGAGAGGUGUCUUCUGCAGUGGCUUUUUUAUGCCUACCUGCAUCAUCAUAUAUUACAGGGCAGAUUCUUUGUGUUGAUGGUGGAAUGUCAAUAAACGGUUUCUUCCCACGACAUGAUUAGGCCACUCUAUUGUUUUACUAGUUUCCUUGGGAUCCUUUUUGUUUUAUCUUUAGCAUGUCUCCUUUCUCCCGUGAAAGACAGUUCAUCGAUAUGAGAUGAGAAUUGAAGUUGUGCUACUAAGUCUACUGUUAAUGAAAAGGAUAAUUUAGCAUCAGACAGCGUGAUUCAGUUUCCCUUGUCUUUUACUGAUUAUCUUGAUUGUGCAUGUGGGGGAAAAUUGCUGAGGAACCUUUUCAUGUUAUGACUUUUAUGAAAACAAAAACUUUAUGUUUCUUGAGUUAGUAUUCAUUAGCUUGUAUUCUGUGUCAUCCUUUCUCGGUUUUGGCUUUCAUUGUGUCUUGAACCUGCACUCAUAUCCAACAAACAAUGGUUGAGGAAGAGAGAAGCUGCAUAGAAUAAACGAGGAACCUUUAAUGAAUU